AUGCAGUACCUUCGAUCUGGAUCCGCCGUGAUAGCGGCUCUCUUUGUCGCUCUGGGCGAUGCUGUCCCCGUCACCGACUCUCCUGAGGCCGGUUCGACGACUGCAGAUGUUUUCCCUCCACCAAGCACCACUGUCAAUGCUGAGCUGUUCCCGCCCGAGUCUGUCGUGGGCUAUCCCGGCACGACCAUUACGGGGGCUGAACCAGCUGCUGCUGAGACCGCGCCGGCCUAUCCUUACAACAACGGGUCGACCAACGAGUUCCCCUUGAUCUCGCCUGCGCCUUUUGGGGAGAACCCCGCGACGUCCAACUUCGACCUCAAGAGAUACUGGGGCAAUCUCUCUCCCUGGUACUCCGUCUCUUCAGCAGACUAUGGCCUGCCCGAGACCAGCCCUCUGAUCCCUGCCGGCUGUGACAUUGUCCAAUUGCAUCUCCUGUACCGUCACGGUGCACGAUAUCCCACCAGCGGUGCUGCACCCGCAUCCUUCGCCGCCAAGAUCCACAACGCCACCGAGACGGGCUUCACGGCCACGGGCAACCUCAGCUUUCUCGCCGACUGGACCUACAAGCUGGGCGCCGAGUACCUCAUCCCCUUUGGCCGCACCCAGAACUUCCUGCUCGGCGUCGAGUACCGUCAGCUGUACGGCAAGCUCCUGAACAACUUCACUGAGCAGGGCACCAUCCCCGUCUUCCGCACCGAGUCGCAGGAUCGCAUGGUCAAGACGGCCAACAACUUUGCCGCUGGCUUCUUUGGCGUGCCUGAGUAUUUGGACGAGGUCAACAUCGAGAUCCUCGUGGAGAGUCUGGGUUUCAACAACAGCGGGGCGCCUUACGAAACGUGCACGAAUGCCGAUGUCUCGUCUCGAGGAUCGAUCGGCAGCACUGUCGCUACUGCUUUUGCUAAUAAUGCCUUCAAUGAGUCCAUCGCUCGGCUGAACACUGAGGUUGAGGGUAUCACUUUCACGCCCACCGAUGCCAUUGCCAUGCUGCAGCUUUGCUCCUACGAGACAGUCGCUCUGGGCUACUCAGCUUUCUGUGAUCUGUUCACUGAGCAAGAUUAUCUGAAUCUCGAGUAUUAUUAUGACUUGGAAUUCUACUACAACAACGGCCCCGGCUCCCCCGUCUCCGCCGCCCAGGGCAAAGGUUACCUGCAGGAGUUCGUCGCCCGUUUCACUGGCACCUACCCGCCCGCCAACUCUGCUCUCAACGUCACCUACGACGAUAGCCCCACCUACUUCCCCCUGAACCAGUCCCUGUACGCCGACGCCACGCACGAGGUUGUCGUCCUCGACACCCUGACUGCCUUCAACCUGACGCCCCUCUUCAAUGGCGCACCGCUCUCCCUGACGGAGAACACGCACUCCAACAGCUUUAUCGCGAGCAAGAUUGUGCCGUUUGCUACGCACUUUACGGUGCAGGUGCUUGAGUGCCCGGCAUACCAGCCUACUAAGCAGAUACGUUUCAUUGUCAAUGACGCCGUCAUCUCUCUCAACGGCACCUACGCAGGCUGCUCGUACGAUGCGGACGGUCUCUGCUCGUUUGACAAUGUGGUUUCUGUUCUGCAGCAGCGUAUUGAUGAGAUCGACUAUGAUUAUGACUGCUUUGCCAACUACACUGCAGAAGCGGGCAUUAACUAUAAUGGUCGGGCUCCCAAAUAGACAGGCUGGCAUGAACGUUGGUGAUGAUAAUGUCUACAUCACAAUCAAGCUGAUUUUUUAAUCAAGAAUCAAAUGAACAAUUAAUUGCUUCUGACACU
Messenger RNA from Cryphonectria parasitica EP155, 1754 nucleotides. RefSeq lists its product as uncharacterized. NCBI's taxonomy places the organism in Eukaryota, Fungi, Ascomycota, Sordariomycetes, Diaporthales, Cryphonectriaceae. Gene Ontology annotation, molecular function: acid phosphatase activity. The coding region runs from base 1 to 1656 and encodes 551 amino acids. The transcript is spliced from 5 exons. The record is from RefSeq and is a predicted model, not a curated record.